Messenger RNA from Brienomyrus brachyistius, 4705 nucleotides. RefSeq names its product ATM interactor (gene atmin). Gene Ontology annotation, molecular function: DNA-binding transcription factor activity, RNA polymerase II-specific; transcription cis-regulatory region binding. The transcript has 4 exons. The record is from RefSeq and is a predicted model, not a curated record. Gene Ontology annotation, cellular component: nucleus. Lineage: Eukaryota; Metazoa; Chordata; Actinopteri; Osteoglossiformes; Mormyridae. Bases 1618 to 3924 code for a protein of 768 amino acids. Gene Ontology annotation, biological process: regulation of transcription by RNA polymerase II.
UUAGGACAGUCAGCUUUGCUAUUCCUUGCCCUACCGGUAGUAGGGUGGUGGUCAUCCUCCAUAUCUAGCUGCAAAAAAGGACACUUGCCCCAGCUUCUGUCCUCUUCCCAGCCUGGGCUUUGACAGACAUCCCACCUCUCCCAGAUGUUCCCAGAGUCUUCUGCAAAUUGACGGUAGCUGCCUGAACCUGCAACUGAAGCCUUUGUUCCAGAAAUCUGUCAGUCUGCUGUUCCGCAGUGGUAAGAUUAGCCAUCGAGGAGUUUUACUGCUGCAACCUCACCUCAAAUUUCACCGCGACUCUCUGGUCCCGGUCAGCAAAUUUUGCCCAUUCAUCCAGCCACCCACACCUCUGUCAUAUGUACCCUCCUGCAUGCCCCUCGUCUGCCUCCCUAAAAUGAGUAUCCCCUAGGUGGGAUGUCUGCUUUAAGCCCAGCGGGAGUGGAAUGUCUCAUUCCAUGGCAAUCUGAGGCUGCCGGCUAGGUCCACUACCAAACCCUCAGUGUAGACACCAUAACUACUGCUGGCCUGCAUGGUGCUGUCUGCCUUUUAAAAAUGCUCAGCACAUUUCCAGCUGGGAUCGAUGGUUCCUCACAGUAUUUUACUGUAUACUAACAGUGUGCUGCCACAAAUCAGACCGGCGGCUACAAUCAGGUGUGUUUAAUUUCAGGUAGGUUAAUAAUGUGAGGUGGGUUUUAAGUCUUGGCUGCUGCAUUAAUUUAAUUGCCAUCUUUUGUGGGUGUCAUGAGGCAAAAAGUGCAGUGAAUCAUUCCUUGAAAUGUUAUUUCGUAUUUGGUAAUUACAUAUUAUCGGGAGUUAAAAUUGGGUGGUAUGCUCAGAAUCUAGUAUUUCAAGGGAGGGUUGUCUUUGGUCUCGUGAGUAUGUGCACCCUGUACCUGGGACCUGAAAGUCAGGGUCCUAUGGGACAGUAAUUAGACAGUAUCUGAUUAAAAUGCAUUUCGAAAUUAAUGCAGGAAGUAACGACAGCUUGAGGCACCAUGUAAACAAACAUGUCUCAGAUUAUAAAACAGGGCAAAGUAAAAAAUGAUUGGCACAGACGCUGCACAAACCAUUGAGACAGUUUGGUUAAAGUCUGAAAUCUACGGAUGGAGCAACAGGUUUAUUUUGUAACGUUUUUCAGGGCACGUUUCAAUGUUUGAAGAAAUAUUUACCAUUUAAUCGUUUUUUACACGUUUGUAGUACGAAGAUCAUAAAACAUGACAUUAAAGGGACCCUACGGACGAUUCCAGAGAAUGAAUCCUUGAUCCUGUUAGAGAACACAUUUAGAUGUGCGGCCAGGCCUGUUAGUGUAGGAGAGGGUCCUCUGGAGGUCACUGGCCGGCUCUGGUUAGUGUACCCUGCUGACAUGUUCUCAGUGCACCACACGCUGUUAAAUGCGUACUGGAAAUCUACCUUUCUCUGAAACCAGGGGUUUGACAUACGUGUAUAAAUGUUGCGUAUAAAGUGAUUAUUUCUGAAUCUUAUGUUCUGAAUUGCAUAAAUCCGCCUCGCAAAUGGCUGGGGCUCCUUAAAAGGCGUGAGCACCGGAGGGAUUAUCCCCCGGAAGUGUCGGCUCUGCUGCGCCGCCUUGCUCCGCUUGUUCUGCUUGACAGCAGAAAGAUGGCUGCCGCCGCAUCGGAGGCAAGAGGAGCGCACCUAUAUAGCAACAGCAAGGUCUGCUCCCCCAGCCAGGAAGAUGAUCGGCCGCCAUCUCAGCCCCGGGAGAUCAUAACGCCCUCGAUCACCGAGCUGACCAAAGAGGUGCGCACUAACAUCCUCUGCACGGUCGAAGGAUGCGGGAAAAUCCUCCCCAAUACCCCUGCGCUCAACAUGCAUCUGGUGAAGUCACACAGGGUCAAGGAUGGCCUCAUCAACCCUACAGUCAGGAAGGAUAUGAAGGGAUCACAGAAAUUGUACUGCUGCCCCAUGGAAGGUUGUCCCAGAGGACCACACCGACCGUUCUCUCAGUUUUCCCUGGUUAAACAGCAUUUCAUGAAAAUGCAUGCGGAGAGGAAGCACAGGUGUGCCAAGUGUAGCAAUUGCUACAGCACAGAGUGGGACCUGAGGAGGCACGCUGAGGAUUGUGGGAAGACCUACCACUGUACCUGCGGCUGCCCCUACGCCAGCCGGGCAGCUCUUCUGUCCCACAUCUACAGAACAGGUCAUGAGGUGCCAACUGAGCACAGAUAUCCUCCAGUCAAAAAAAGAAAGAUGGAGGGAUUAACUGGGGGCUCUACAAAAGUCAAGUUUACAGAGCAGACUUGUCCAUUGGAGAAAGAGUUCAAUGCAGCAAUUCCCUCUGCUGAUGGAGUGUCCAAGUCUGAUACAACCAACCAGAACCUCAGUCCAAGUAAAGGUGUUCCCAAGCUCCUGCUCCCAAAGCCUAAGGUUGCACUGUUGAACGUACCAGUGAUGCAGUUUGCGCAUGUGCCAGUUCUCCUGUCCACUGCAGACAGCACCCCAGUCAGGUCAGUCGUGUUGGCUGUAAACAAUCAAGCCUCCUUAAUGAGCACCGUUCACCUGGUACCUCAGCCAGCGGGAAGUGUGAUGCCGACAGUGAACACAAAGACGUGGAACCUUAGGGAGACGGUGCCCUUACCCAGGUUGGGCCUGGGUCCUGUUAGUACUGGAGUACAAGUAAAUUUGGAAAGUAUAGCCUCUGGUCAAAACUCAGGAGACCCCACAGAAAAGAAUAGCACCUCCACCAACAUUCAGACUGAUAUCUCUUACCUUUCGAAGAGCUUCACCCCAGGGAGCACAUGCAUCCUGAGUGAGUCCUCGGUUUCGUCAUGCUCCCAAACAGACAUCAGUGUUAGUGCUCAGGUCCAACUUCCAGUCAGUGUUGAGACCCAGACCUUUCCUUCACAGUCCAAAGUAACCACCUCCAUUGGAGCACAGACAGACACCUUUGGUCAGACUUGCCUGCCUACCUAUAACAUCACUAGAGAAACACAGACUAGUGCCAGCCUAGAUGUUUCUGAGGACAGAGGUCAGAUGGACCAGGCUAUAAUGUGCACAGACCUUUUUGAUGGCAGUUCCCUUAGCGUGUCAACACAGACCACCGUGAAAGAGAGACCUUUCAGAACAGACACCGUGGAAGAAUCUCUGAACUGCAGUAGUUCCGGUCUCUAUGACCAUAAGUCAGUAGGUGUCAUGUGUUUUGGUUCUCAGACAGAACUGCUCCAAACGAAUCUCAUGGCGGACAACCAGACUCAGACUAUGGCGUUAUUCAAUGACCUGGAGAACAUUCUGUCCCACUCAAUGACCAAUAGUCCUCUGUCUAAUGCCACCGUGGUCUGUGAACCAGGUCUGUCGUCUGUCCCAGAACAUAACGCCAGCAUUGAUUUUGAUUUUGAAGAGUUUUUGAAUGCUGCACACAUUCAGACUCAAACAGAGGAAAGUGAACUUGGUACUUUGACCUCUGAAACACCUUUGGAAUCCCUAGACAUCGAAACUCAGACUGACUUUCUGUUUCUCGAUUACCCGGCCCAGAACGACAAUAAUCCUAGGCCUCAAUCAAAUUAUCUCGGGCAAGAGACAUUUGACACCCAGACUCAAACGGAUCUCAACUUCCUCUUGGACACAAGUGGCCCCCUUCCUCUGGGGAACUUUCUCAAACAAUCGGGCUUCUCAAUGAGUACCGAGGCCUCAGGCUCAGAGACGCACAAGCCUGUCCAAGCUAUUUCUCCAGCCAGUGCUCAGGACAGCCAGAUUAAGCUCAGCAGUACAGAAACGCAAACCGUGAGCAGCUCUUUUGAGAGCUUGGGUCACUUGUUCUUGACCAGCAAUGAGACUCAGACAGUAAUGGAUGACUUCCUGAUGGCUGACCUCGCCUGGAACAUGGAUUCCCAUUUCAGCUCUGUGGAAACGCAGACAUGCGAGGAACUGUGUUCUCUCUUUCAGCACUCAGAGAAACGCAGCAACUGAAUGUCGCUCUGAUCGAGUUUGUUGGGACAGCCACACUUCUGGGGUUAGUGAUGGCAGUCAGGUCAUUUAACAGGGCAUGAUUGUCACAUAAACUGUCUAAGCGUGAGGAAGAGUGAGCCUUUAUGUUCAGCUUACCACAUUUUCAGUGCACAUUCCACCAGAUUUGUUUGCCAUCCUUUUUAUUUAUUUCAAUUUUUAAAUACCUCAGCUGAAUAAUUUCUGUGUGCCCAAAACAGAAAAUGCUUAAUGGCAUGUUGGUUGUAGUACUUCAAACACGGAACCCUAACCCUACCAAGCUUUCCGGUGAAGGUGGGUUCUCUCUUUUGAGAUGCACACCUUUAUCUGUGCCAUCACACUAAAGGUUCUGCAUGUCUCUCACUGGUGCGCAAGUAGGUCCUGCCUGCUUGAGCUAUGCGAUUGCCAGUGCUUGUCUUGUAUAUUAUAACAGAACCACCUUGUAUUAAGAGGUAGGUAUAGACCUUUCAUAUUGUGAUUUCAUGCUGUCUAAUGCAGCCCGGUGUACUGAAGGAGUAGCAUUAUUAAAACCAACAGGGUUUCAACUUCUUGAGUAAGAUUGUGGUUGGAGAUCCCUCUUAGCAGGACUAUGAGGAAUAGUAACUGACCAGAGCAGGUGUUCUUAUUUGAAGAUGUCAGGAGAUUCAUCUGUCAGCAUGCUGAAAGAAUGUUUUCCGUUUCUUGCAUGAUGUUUGUAUUGUGUGUGUGGAAGCGCUAUUGGACGGAUUUCACCUGAAAUUGCAAGGGGAUAUUUAUUAUAUAAAAU